AGCAAUUUCAGAACUGAAGUGUCAUAGUCAUAAGUCUACUGGACUCUGCACUUUGCUACAUAAGGAAGAUAGAAAAUCCUCGUUACCUGAGACAGAAGCCUCUCCCAGUUUCUCUGAUGACUUCCAAGUUCAGCCUGAGGAAGUCUAACAGUCUCCACGAUGAUCAUUUUCUCUCUCGAAUGCAUGAGAAAGAGCUGGACAUGAAAACAAAAAUGAUGGAAGCAAAAUUUCAUGAAGAAAAGCUUAAGUUACAACAGAAACAUGAUGCUGAUGUCCAGAAGUUCAGACUCUUAUACGUGACUGUCAAGUUAUCAGGGAGACUAAAGAAAACCAGAUUACAGAGCUCAAAAAGAUAUGUGAACAAAGUGCAGAAUCUCUGAAUAAUGAUUGGGAAAAAAAGCUCCACAAUGCAGUAGCAGAAAUGGAAAAGGAAAAAUUUGAUCUUCAAAAGCGACACACUGAGAACAUUCAAGAAUUGCUUGAGGACACAAAUGCACGUCUGAAUAAAAUGGAGGGGGAAUACAUGGCACAAACACAGUCUACAAUUGGACUAUGGAAAUGGGAAGUGAAGAAGAAAAAUGGGAGAAGCUGGAUGCAGAGUUUGAUCACUUUGUGGUAGAUAUGAAGCCCUUCGUUCUAAAAUUACCCCAUAGGUCAGAACGGCAGAGGUGUGCUCUUUGGAUUAGAAAGCUGUGUGAACCUUCAGGAACAGGUGCAGGAGUCAUGGGCAGGAAGAAUCGGAACCUCUACGCCAAACUGUUACUGCAUAUGCUUAAGCGGGGAGUACUGGAAGGUCCUUUUACACACCGCCCUGAACCAGGGACUCUAAAAACAUUACCAUCAUACAUGUCCAUCUAUUUUGAUGAACCAAAUCCAGCACGAGGAAAAGGUUCAAGCCCAGAGAAGUUACCUGACUGGGUAAUGGGUGAACUGGGGACAAGUGAACACAGAUUAAGUGAAUCAUGGAAUAUUUCUUCUGGAGAAGAUAACACUUUGGUGAUGUUGCCCACUGAGGCCCACAGACCUGAGAUAUUAUGGUGGAAAAGAACAGAUGAACACAAAGCAAGAGAUCCAGUCCAUGAAAUUAUUUUAUUAGAAAGGGGAAACAAAUUAACAUGGAGAGACAAUGAAGGAUGA
Castor canadensis (American beaver) is the source of this 1137-nucleotide messenger RNA. Lineage: Eukaryota; Metazoa; Chordata; Mammalia; Rodentia; Castoridae. The record is from RefSeq and is a predicted model, not a curated record.